UUCGCAGAGAGUUGGGGUUGGAAUUAAUAGACAAGGAUAGGUCAACUUUGUAUGACAAGUUAUUUUCUAAUCGGUUGUCAGCUGUGAGAGAAUCUUUGAUGAUAGAAUCGUUUGGUUCACAGCCACCUGAAAAAUGGAUGAGUCUACCAGAUAUGGGUUACUUGAUAGCGAAUCGUUAUAAUGUUGUACUUGUCUGUUUAGGCAAUCCGUGCAUCACUUUCUUUCCGAUGACAAGUUCACAUUCACCAAAUGUCUCUAUUUAUUGCAUUGGUUUUGUUAACCAGAAUCAUUGGGUUCAGGUUAACAUGAAAGAGGGGUUUCCAUUGCCACCGGUCACAUUAGAUUGGAAGAAAUUUCGUUCUCAUAUAGCAACUACUUGGAUGCUAGGAUUUGCAGGACGUAUGCAACAUUGGCAAUUACUUACACCUGUAUUAGCAUGAUUAUGUAAUCAAAACAUAAAUAUGUAAUCAAAACAUGAAAUCUAUAUUAUUAUGUCUAUUAUAUUCAAAGCUUAAUACAUAUAAUCAAUGUGAACGAGAAA
Lathyrus oleraceus (garden pea) is the source of this 541-nucleotide messenger RNA. RefSeq lists its product as uncharacterized. The transcript is spliced from 2 exons. Lineage: Eukaryota; Viridiplantae; Streptophyta; Magnoliopsida; Fabales; Fabaceae. The record is from RefSeq and is a predicted model, not a curated record. Bases 99 to 440 code for a protein of 113 amino acids.